Molecule: messenger RNA, 207 nt
Organism: Puccinia triticina
Lineage: Eukaryota; Fungi; Basidiomycota; Pucciniomycetes; Pucciniales; Pucciniaceae
Exons: 1
Coding region: 1-207 (68 amino acids)
Source: RefSeq, a predicted model, not a curated record
AUGGUCAGGAACCCGAACCAAUGGAACUGGAUCGGAAAGGCUAAGACACCCUGCCCACUCGCCGAGCCUGAGGACCUCGAAUGGAGCCAGGCUAGUAGCAAUACGGAGUGGAAUAGGAUGCUCAAGGAGAGGCUUAAAGAGCGCGACCGGCCCCACAGCGAGCGCGCAAAACUUCUGCAAGCCAAGGCCGCCGCCAGACAACAAUAA